Molecule: messenger RNA, 4094 nt
Organism: Anopheles moucheti
Lineage: Eukaryota; Metazoa; Arthropoda; Insecta; Diptera; Culicidae
Product: thioester-containing protein 1 allele S3-like
Exons: 12
Coding region: 1-4026 (1341 amino acids)
Cellular component (GO): extracellular region
Molecular function (GO): endopeptidase inhibitor activity
Source: RefSeq, a predicted model, not a curated record
AUGUGGCAGUUCAUAAGGUCACGAAUACUUACGGUGAUAAUCUUCAUAGGAGCUGCUCACGGAAUACUGGUUGUGGGCCCCAAAUUCAUUCGGGCCAACCAGGAUUACACGGUUGUGAUCAGUAACUUCAACUCGAAUGUGAGCAAAGUGGACCUGAUGCUACGGAUGGAAGGCCGAUCCAACGAUGACAGAAGUGUGCUGAAUUUAACGAAGACGGUUGAUGUGCGACGAAACAUGAACAGGAUGAUCUCCUUCAAUAUGCCUGCGGACUUAGUAGCUGGGAAUUACAAAAUCAUCGUCGACGGGCAACGUGGCUUUAGCUUUCAUAAGGAUGCCGAGUUGGUACACCUUAGCAAAACCAUAACCGGUUUAAUACAGAUCGAUAAGCCCGUGUACAAACCGGGCGAUACGGUAAAAUUUCGUGUGAUUGUGCUGGACUCUGAGCUGAAGCCUCCUGCACGGGUAAAAUCAAUUCAGGUGACAAUCCGUGAUCCUCAAACAAAUGAGAUCCGAAAGUGGUCGACGGCCAAACUGUACGCCGGAGUGUUCGAGGGUGAUCUUCAGAUCGCGCCUACUCCAAUGCUCGGAAUAUGGAACAUCUCGGUAAAGUUGGACGGAGAAGAACUCGUAUCAAAAACGUUCGAGGUGAAGGAGUACGUGUUGUCCUCUUUUGACGUAGACGUAGUACCGUCUGCUGUUCCGCUUGAAGACGAUCGCGGCUUGAUUCUCACGAUAACAGCUAACUACCACUUUGGCAAACCGGUAAAGGGAUUAGUCAAGGUGGAGUUGUAUUUGGAGGAUGAUAGGCUGGACCAGAAGAAAGAGUUCGAAAUGUUCGGAAUGGGACAGGUGGAGUUGAGAUUCGUCGGCGAAUUGGUGGUGCACGAGUUUCACCAAGAUGUGCUCGUAAAGACGACCUUCAUCGAGCAGCAUACAAAUCGAACUGUCGUGAAACAAUCUGGCAUCACAGUGUACAAAUACAAGUACGGUGUGGAAUUGAUUAAAGAAAGUCCACAAUUUCGCUCAGGACUUCCAUUUAAGUGUGCGCUUCAGUUCCGAUACCACGACGGAACACCUGCUAAAGGCAUCACCGGGAAGGUGGAAGUAAUGGAAAUCGGUUACGAAACAACUGCCACUAGUGACGACGAGGGUUUGAUCAAACUAGAGCUCAAUCCAAGUGACAAUGUAGACGACAUGAACAUUUAUUUUUCGGACGAUGAUAUCGGAUUUUUCUUCGAAGAAAGAGUGGAAAAAGUGGACGUCGUGACGAAUGCGUACCUCAAAUUGGAACUCAAGUCUCCUGUUAAAUUGAAUCGAAUGUUGCGAUUCACGGUAACAUGCAACGAACGCAUGUCAUUCUUCGUGUUCUACGUAGUGUCGAAAGGCAAUAUCAUUGAUUCCGGUUACAUGAGACCGAACAAGCAGAACAGAUAUUCCUUAAAUUUGAACGCCACCGAGAAUAUGAUACCAAAGGCGAAACUUAUCGUAGCGACUGUAGCAAGCCAUAUAGUGGUGUAUGACGUUGUGGAUAUAAGUUUCGAAGAUUUUCGUAACAAUUUUGAUUUGCGCAUAGAUGAGGUAGAAAUUAAACCGGGUGGACAAAUCGAGCUCCAAAUGUCUGGACGACCAAGAGCGUACGUAGGAUUGGCGGCCUACGAUAAAGCUUUACUCUACUACAACAAGAAACACGAUCUGUUCUGGGAGGAUGUUAUGCGCGAGUUUGAUGGAUUUCAUAAGAUCGAUGAAAACGAGUUUGACAAGUUUCAUAGUAUGGGACUGUUUGGUAUGACGUUAGCUGGUAUCCAGUUUGAAGGGGCCAAUGACAAGUCGGCACGUGAUGGUCUACAGGCAAAAAAUCCCAUCACCAGACUGGUCCCGUACAGGACAAACUUUCUAGAAUCGUGGUUAUGGCAGAAUGUGACGAUUGGAAGUUCUGGGAAUCGCAAUAUGAUCGAAACCGUGCCAGAUACGACCACCACUUGGUACUUGACGGGAUUCUCUAUUGAUCCGGUGCACGGCUUUGGUAUUAUUAAAAAGCCUAUCGAGUUCACAACGGUUCAACCGUUCUACAUCGUGGAGAGUCUACCGUACUCCAUCAAACGAGAAGAAGCGGUCGUGUUGCAGUUUACAUUAUUUAACAAUCUUGGAGGAGAGUACAUCGCGGACGUGACACUAUUCAAUGUGGCCAAUCAGACGGAGUUCGUAGGACGACCUGUUGAAGAUCUAAACUACACCAAAUCCGUAAACGUUCCUCCGAAGGUUGGUGUACCGGUCUCAUUUCUGGUAAAGGCACGAAAGCUCGGAGAGAUGGCGGUUCGCGUGAAGGCCUCCAUUAUGCUUGGAUAUGAAGCGGACGCACUGGAGAAGGUGAUCCGAGUUAUGCCAGAAAGUUUGGUACAGCCAAAAAUGGAUUCCCGGUUCUUCUGCUUUGAUUCAUACACCAAUCAAACGUUCUCCAUGAAUUUGGACUUCAAUAAGAAGGCAGACAAUGGUUCUAAAAAGAUCGAGUUCCGUCUGACUCCCAAUCUGCUUACCACUGUAAUCGACAACUUAGACAAUCUGCUUGCCGUGCCCUCUGGUUGUGGAGAGCAAAAUAUGGUAAAGUUCGUACCGAACAUCGUUGUGCUCGACUACUUGCAUGCUAUUGGCUCGAAGGAACAGAGUCUGCUCGAUAAAGCUACAAAUCUGCUGCGCCUAGGCUAUCAAAAUCAGAUGCGCUAUCGUCAGACUGACGGUUCGUUUGGUGUGUGGCAAAAUGGUGGCAGCGUGUUUCUUACCGCCUUCGUUGCAAAGUCAAUGCAAACGGCGUCGAAGUACAUCGAUGUGGAUACGGCUAUGGUCGAGAAGGCAUACGAUUGGCUUGCUUCGAAGCAACACAGCUCGGGAAGGUUCGAUGAGGUCGGGUCCGUCAUUCACAAAGAUAUGCAAGGCGGUUUGCGUAACGGCAUUGCAUUGACAUCUUACGUACUGACAGCGCUUCUAGAACAUGAGAACCCUAAAGUGAAGCACGCGGUUGUGAUUCAAAGGGCAAUGAGCUAUUUAAGCGGGCAGGUGAAAUACAUAGAACAUCCCUACGAUCUGUCCAUAGCGACCUAUGCGUUGAUGUUGAAUGGGCACAGCAUGAAAGAUGAAGCAUUUAAAAAGCUCUUAGACAAGUCUACUGCCACGAAUAACGGCACGGAACGGUACUGGAACACGGCAAAUAGCAUCGAGGCUACCGCUUAUGCUUUGCUGUCUUUUGUCAUGGCGGAAAAGUAUUUGGACGGUAUACCGGUGAUGCGCUGGUUGGUGAACCAACGCUACGUUACCGGAAGCUUCCCGCGCACUCAAGACACCUUCGUGGGACUGAAGGCACUGACCAAGUUGGCGGAAAAAAUCUCCCCCUCACGAAACGACUACACCAUACAGCUGAAAUUUAAGAAGACUACGCGAUAUUUCCCAGUUUCCUCGCAAGACAUCAAUGCGACUAAUUUCGUGGAUAUACCGGCGGACACAAAGUCGAUGGAGAUCAACGUUGGCGGAAUCGGGUUCGGCAUGCUGCAAGUGAUCUAUCAGUACAGUUUGAAUCUUGUGAAUUUCGAGAAGGGCUUCCAGCUAGAUCUUGAGAAACAGAACACGGGCUCCGACUACGAACUUCGCCUGAAGGUGUGCGCCAACUUUAAACCGAAAGUGAGCGAUAGUCGUUCGAACAUGGCACUGGUGGAGGUUAACUUUCCCAGCGGGUACGUUGUCGAUCGGAAUCCGAUCAGUGAACAGACUACCGUGAAUCCGAUUGAGAACAUCGAGAUUAGAUACGGCGGUACAUCCGUUGUCGUGUAUUACAACAACAUGGGCAUCGAACGGAACUGCUUCACCGUGACGGCUUACAGACGGUUCAAGGUGGCGCUGAAGCGGGCAGCAUACGUUGUUGUGUACGAAUAUUACGGUUCAAAUUUGAAUGCGAUCCAAUUGUACGAAGUAGACAAGCAGGAGAUUUGUGACAUCUGUGACAAAGGUGAUUGCCCAAACGAAUGCCAAAAACAGUAAUUUGUCUGUUUUUACUUGAAACGAACCAAUAAAAUGCUCCGCGGAAGAAUCCAUCACUUUGGCAACUU